Pteropus alecto (black flying fox) is the source of this 1570-nucleotide messenger RNA. It is a transcript of the gene TMUB1, whose product is annotated as transmembrane and ubiquitin like domain containing 1. Gene Ontology annotation, molecular function: protein binding. Bases 380 to 1120 code for a protein of 246 amino acids. NCBI's taxonomy places the organism in Eukaryota, Metazoa, Chordata, Mammalia, Chiroptera, Pteropodidae. The transcript is spliced from 3 exons. The record is from RefSeq and is a predicted model, not a curated record.
GGCUUCCAGAGGAGGCGUGGAGUCGGGCCGCCGCGGGGUGGGACUUCGAGUGGAACGGGAGGGGCUAUUAGGUGGGAGGUGGCCACCCUCGGAAGCUCCAGAUUGCCAAAGGGCGGAGUUCGACGUUUGGUGUGGGGAAGCCUUGGGGAAGCAGUCCCGUGCGAGCGGGUGGGGUUUGGAUAAAUGGCAGCGGGCGUGGGGUGUGGGGGUGUGUGGCCAGAGGCCCUUUUUUUUACACCUUGGAGAAACUUUAGUGAUAGAGUAGACAAGCUUGGGGUAGAUAAGUAGCUUUGGGGUGAAAUAGGCGAAGGAGUAGAUGAACUUUGAGAUGAAGUAGACGGAAAACUAGCUUGGUAGCGCGGCGGGCAAGGCGGGUGCCAUGGCCCUGAUUGAAGGGGUGGGUGAUGAGGUGACCAUCCUUUUCGCGGUACUUGCCUGCCUUGUGGUGCUGGCUCUCGCCUGGGUCUCAACACACACCUCGGAGGGCGCCGAUCCACCGGCCCAGCCAUCAGGGACCCCAACACCAGCACAGCCCAGCGAAGCCAUGGCGGUCAUCGAUAACAUCAGAGGGGAGGCCCCGGGAGCCGAGACCCCCAGCCUGAGACACAGAGGUCAGGCUGCACAACCAGAGCCUGGCACAGGGCUCCCAGCGACGCCACCACCCCCAGACUCUCCCCAGGAGCCCCUAGUACUGCGGCUGAAAUUCCUCAACGAUUCAGAGCAGGUGGCCAGGGCCUGGCCCCAUGAGACCAUUGGCUCCCUGAAAAGGACCCAGUUUCCCGGCCGGGAGCAGCAGGUACGACUCAUCUACCAAGGGCAACUGCUGGGAGACGACACCCAGACCCUGGGCAGCCUUCACCUGCCUCCCAACUGCGUUCUCCACUGCCACGUGUCCACACGGGUCGGUCCCCCACACCCUCCAUGCCCACCGGGGUCAGAGCCAGGCCCCUCCGGGCUGGAAAUAGGCAGCCUGCUGCUGCCCCUGCUGCUUCUGCUGCUGCUGCUGCUCUGGUACUGCCAGAUCCAAUACCGACCCUUCUUCCCCCUGACUGCCACUCUGGGUCUGGCCGGCUUCACCCUGCUUCUCAGUCUCCUGGCCUUUGCCAUGUACCGCCCGUAGUGCCUCCACGGGCUCUCAGCAGUGUGGCUGGCCCCGCUGGACCUCGCUCCUCACAACACGGUGGGAGCUGCUGUCUGCCCAGACCCACCGCUCCAGCCUGCCUCUUCCCACUACCCUGGAGCCCAGCCCUGCGUCGCAGGGCAUUCCAGGGGAAGGGGAAGGCUCCUCCCUGUGACCUCCAUGGCUCUGAGCCACCUCCCCCAGCUGUUGGCUCUCAGCCCCCACUGACAGCCGGGUCCUCCGGGUCAGGCAGCUGCUGUACCUGCCUUGGCCCUGGGCAGAGUGGGACCACACCCCUGGCCCGGCUUAGUGCUCUGCCUGAGGACCCAGCCACCUCUAGUCCCUAAUUGCUCCUUGUGCUGAUUUGGGGACCCAAGGACCUUGAGGGGACUGAAGGGGCGGAGGAAAUUCUCUGGAACAUGUGCAGAUUAAAUUACUGUGAAGUUUUCA